Messenger RNA from Myodes glareolus (Bank vole), 2889 nucleotides. The record is from RefSeq and is a predicted model, not a curated record. NCBI's taxonomy places the organism in Eukaryota, Metazoa, Chordata, Mammalia, Rodentia, Cricetidae.
UGACUGAUUUUCUUUAUGAAGUUACUGGUGACAGUUUGUAUUUGGGGCACAGUGCGGUGUACCUUCUAUAGGUUUACUUCGUGUACUGUGAUAAAGAGGAGUACAGAAGAUGGCUAUCCUCAUACAGACUUUGGAUAUUGGCAGGAAUUUAAUGGUUUCUGUAGAAAAUGUUUCCUGACUGCAAUGAGAGAAAGUGGAAUUCAUUGUCCCCUGUGUCGUGGAAGUGUGACUAGAAGAGAAAGAGCAUGUCCAGAACGGGCCUUAGAUCUUGAAAAUAUCAUGAGGAAGUUUUCUGGUAGCUGCAGAUGCUGUUCAAAAAAGAUUAAAUUCUAUCGCAUGAGACAUCAUUACAAAUCUUGUAAGAAGUAUCAGGAUGAAUAUGGUGUUUCUUCUGUCAUUCCAAACUUUAAGAUUUCUCAAGAUCCAGUAAGGAGCAGUAAUAGGAAUGAAACACCUUCAUCUGAUAACACAGAAACUUACCAAGAGAAUACAAGUUCUUCUGGGCAUCCCACCUUUAAGUGUCCCUUAUGUCAAGAGUCAAAUUUCACCAGACAGCGUUUAUUGGAUCACUGUAAUAGUAACCAUCUAUUUCAGAUAGUUCCUGUGACAUGUCCUAUUUGUGUGUCUCUUCCUUGGGGAGAUCCUAGCCAGAUUACUAGAAAUUUCGUUAGUCAUCUAAAUCAGAGACAUCAGUUUGAUUAUGGAGAAUUUGUGAAUCUUCAGCUAGAUGAGGAAGCCCAGUAUCAAACUGCUGUAGAAGAGUCUUUUCAAGUAAACAUCUGAUGUGUGUACACAUCUCUGCAUCCUUGUACCUACAAGUGCCAUCUUUAAGGGAAAGACAACAUGAAGUCACCAUUUCAGUAAUUUGCUGUGCAUAUUAAUAAAAAUAAUUCACUCUACUGUAUUAGGUUUUUAAUUGAAAAUAAAGGUGGGCUACCCUAACUCCAUUCUCUAGACAGCUACUUUAACAGCAUGGAAAAGGUUGUGUUUUAUUUGUGUGGUGAAAGGGAAUUCCUGUUGUCCUUUUCUUCCUUGAAUUACAUAUUCUGAAUGUUUCAUUAAGUUGUUUUUGAUAUUUGAUACAGUUUCUUCUAUUUACUUUAGUACAGAGAGGUAACAGUACUUUAUUACAAAGGUAACUAGCAAAUUCUGAAAGAUGUGAUUCCUAUAAAAAUAAUAAACCUGAGCCAUUUGUCAGAGCUGCAGAAUGGAAACUUGAAGUUCUAAAUGGAAUAAUCCAAAGGGAUUUUUUAAAGUAUAGAUUCUAGCUGAGGAAUUCAACAAUAAGAAAAUUGUAUUUAUGUAAUGUUUUGUAUUUUUGAAGACUAGUGAAAUUUCUAUAAUAAUUUUGACUUUGAAAGUGUAUUGUACAAAUGUUUCUUCUUUUGCUAUUAGAUCAACAUAGCAAGAGAAGAGAAAAGAGUUUUCUGUGGUUAGUUUGUUAUUCACUCUAGCUUGAAUAAUUUGUAAGCAUAAAUGAGUUGUAUGGCAGUUCUUUGUAGUUAGUAUUUCUCAUUAGCUGACUUCAGUCAGUGAUAUCACACUUAAAUUAGUUUUUUAAAAAUCCAAAGUUUGAAGAUAUAUGUGGAUAUAUGUACAUACACUUUAGCAUGUAUCUGUACACAUAUAUAUCUUUGCCUAGAGUUUGUCAGGCUAUGUAUAGAAUUUCUAUUAAGAGUUUUAAUAAUGGGCAAGCAAUAUAGGAUUGAAGUAUUUAUCUCAUUUGAUUAAAAUUUUGUAUGUUACCAAAUUUUUUAAACAGUAAGCCAAAUACUGAGUUGUACAGUUGGCUGUUAUUACACCUGAAACAUUUGUUAUAUGGUGCUCAUUAGUUAUAUUUGAAAAUAAUGCAUAGGUGAUGUAGUGAGAGAGACUUUACCAGCUACUGUUUGACUACACUUUAGUCAAAACUAAGUUUGUUCUUAGUCUUUGAUGUAAAGUAUUGUAGAGGAGGCCAGGUUACAGAGUAUAGGGUGAAGAGUGAAUUCCUGACAUUCCAUUGCUAACAUACACUGUUAUGCUUUCUUUAAAAUAACUAAACUCAAAAGAAAAUCUCUGAGGUAGUUUGCUGCUAAUAUAUACAUAUAUUGUAAAAAAAAAGGUAUAUUUUGAUUUUCUUAAUAUCCUCGUUGACUUUUCUACAAUAAACAUUUUUUAACUUGAUUUAAUAAAAAUGUUAAUUUUGAACAUGCAUUUUGUAAAAACCUUUUUCAGUUAAACAGUAAUAACUUUAUUUAUGUUUAGUAAUACAGUCACACACACACACAAAAGCCAUACAUCUUAAUGCCUUUUUUUUCUGUUGUUUCUUGAAUGUUUUCUAGCACUUUCAGUUGGCAUACAGGAAUUUUAGAAGCAUCUAUAUAAUGAACUCUUUAAAAGGAGACUUUUGUCCACAGUUCUUCCAGCUUAAAGCAAUAACUUUGAUACUUUUAUAAAGUUUAAUUUAGCCAUUGUGUCCGUAAACCAUCCUUGGAUGUACAAACUUCUUUAAACGGAAACUUAUACUAGAGGCCAUUUUGAAAUCCUGUUUUGAAAGUCUUGUGGAUGAGUUAAAUAUUAAUAACUUUUUCAUAAGAAUUACCCCCCACACACACACAUACUUCGGGGAACUCCUAACUAUGGAAAAAAUUUUUAACUUCUCUUUGUCAGUGAAUUAAGAACAGGAAAGAUAGGCUUUAUAAUUUAAUUCAUAGAAGGGAAAUCCCCUACUUUCUUUAGUCCGUAGCUCUUGGAUAAAGCUAAGAAGUUGUAGCAAUAUGCUGAGGCAUCAUUUUCACAGACCAAUUACGAAAGCUAUUUCUCCUUACAAUUUAGUUUAUGUUGUCAAAUAUGGUGUUAUCUGAGAUGUACUACUUUAUUUUUUUUUCAAUUAAAAAUGGUUUUCUCCUA